UACUAGCAGACAGAAGUGACAAGGAGGCACCUUUACGUAAUACAAUUAAUGGAGAGCGAUGUGAGCGGGACUUAAUUGUGCUCGUCUCUAUUUACAGAGCAAGGACUGUGUAGGCUAGGAACAGCAGGUUUUUUUUUUUUUUUUACCUCAAACACUGAACAGACAGCUAGAAGACCAGGAGGAGCAAUUAGCUGAAUUUGACUAAAAGUGUAUGGGAUUAAAAUCGCGAACUGGACCUUUAAGUGAACAAUGAAGGAACACCCACUUUUCCAAGUUUCCAUGACCCGGAUGUAGUUGUAGUAGCGAAUAGCUCCAGAACGAGGCCCAAUGCAAUCAAGUAGGAGUUGCUGUGCGAUCGAGCGAUUUACAAGGCAGGACGGACUACAAGAUUAACUUGAAUACGUUUGGGUACUAUUUACAAACACAGUAACAUUAGCGGAUAUUUGCGGCCAGUUGGUUACAAAUAGAUCACUGAAUAGACCGAGGACUGUGAGAUGGCUUUGUCGGCUGCUUGCCCAUAGAAUGGGACCUAUUUGAAGUUUUGUGUUUGUUUUUUGGCGCUCUGGGACAAGAGUGUGAGGAGUUUCAUAUGGGCUGGUAGUCCAGAAGAUAUUCAAUAACUAAUGUGAACUCGCCUGCUAACGUUUGUUGAGUUACGUCUGAUUGCAAAAAAACAUUGGAUCCGAGGAAGUUUUCCAUUUCAGUUCCAUCCAUCCUCUUGCGACGGAUAUCAUAUCGUAAGCUGGUGUAGUCGGGUUCCUGAGGGUCAUGACAUGGUGAAGGAUGACCGAGGCGAGUUUUGGGGAGGGACCCAGGAACGUUGAUGGCUGGAUGUAGAGAUCAAAUGGUCUUCUAAAGAAGCCAUGGGUAGCUGCUGUAGCUGUCCUGAUAAAGACUCCAUCCCAGACAACCAUCUAAGCAAAUUCAAGGUCAUAAAUGUGGAUGACGACGGGAACGAGCUUGGCUCCGGCGUGAUGGAGCUGACGGAGGAGGAGCUCAUCCUGCACACGCGAAAGCGGCACGCCGUCAAAUGGCCCUACCUGUGCCUGCGUCGCUAUGGUUACGACUCCAACCUCUUCUCUUUCGAGAGCGGACGCCGCUGCCAGACCGGCCAGGGUAUCUUUGCCUUUAAGUGUGCCCGGGCGGAGGAGAUCUUCAACAUGCUGCAGGACAUCAUGCACAACAACAGCAUCAGCGUGGUGGAGGAGCCGGUGCUGGAGCCCAUCCAAGCGCCCGCCGACGCCGACAUCCCUAGGACACCACGCACCCCCACCACUCCAGGUUACUCAGUGCCCACCUUGCCCAAUGGCAUCGGGCGCUACCCCUCGUUCGGCGACACCUCCUCACGCCCCUCCAGCCGACACCCCUCAGUGGGCAGCGCCCGGCUGCCCUCCGUCGGAGAAGAGUCCACACACCCCCUGCUGGUGGCGGACGAAUCGGUACAUACAUACGUGAACACAACGGGUGUCCAAGAGGACAGGCGGAGUCGAAGUAGUGUCCACGCCCCUCUGGAUCUGCGGUUGUCCAAUCCCGAGACCUUAGCGCCCUCCUCGCCCAAUGAGGCGACGGAAGGGCGUGUCCUGCUGGAGCCAGAGAGCGUUAAGUUUGUGCUGGGCCCCACCCCCGUGCAGCGGCAGCUCAUGGCCAAGGAGCGGCUGCCGGACCCGGCGGGUGAACAGGACUAUGCAGAGACUGGGGCCAACGGGGAGCUCGUAGGGGGCGGCCCUCCCUCAGCAGGGGCCCUCAAUGGCUCCGCAGUGCCCUCUUCGGGCCUGUCGGCGGACUGCGACACGGGCUACGACAGCGAAGAGCGCAAGGAGACGCCGUCAUCCUCGUCCACUGUGUCGUCGUCGACGACGAAGACCGCCGCAUCAGGGGCUAAAGCAUCGCCGUGCGAGCACCUCAACGGUACGGCCGCCGCUCCUCACCCCACUCCGGCACCCGUUCCCCCUGCCAACCCUGCCCCGACCCCAGCCCCAACCACUACUGCCAACAUCUCCACCGGUGCCCGCCGCUGCCGGCCGCCCAUCCCCACGCCCGACGCGCAGAACGCCAACAACUCGGCACAGCGGCGCACGGCCCUGCUCAACUACGAGAACUUGCCGGCGCUGCCGCCCGUCUGGGAGACCCGCAAGCCCUACUCGGAGGCCGAGGAGGAGGAGGAGGAGAACGCCUACGCGCCAAAGACUCCGUCGCUCAACAACGGCUACCACCACCACCAACAACACCACCACCACCACCACCACCACCACCAACCGCAGCACACACCCCACCCGCUUCUCCACCACGGCCUGGACCCACAGCACAACUACGUCAACACGGAAAACGUGACCAUGCCGCUCAGCGCACACAAGCCGGACUCGGCCCGCCCGCCCCGCCGGGACUGCGGCUCCGCCCAGCAGCAGCCCACCGUCUUCAACUUUGACUUUCGGCGGGGGGGGCUGGGGCCCGAGCAGCUACGGCAGCUCAACUACAUCGAGGUGGAGAUGGAGAAGGGCUCGGACUCGAGCGGGCCGCACACGCCCAAGACGCCCACCACGCCACUGCCGCAGACGCCCACGCGGCGGACGGAGCUCUACGCCAUUAUAGACAUUGAGCGCACGGCGGCCAUGUCGAGCCUGCAGAAAGCACUGCCGCGCGAUGACGGCAGCACCCGCAAGACGCGACACAAUAGUACUGACCUGCCCAUGUGAGCCCAGACCCAUCCCAACCCAACCCAAGCACUGUCUCCAGUUGCACCUUUUUUGUUUGGUUUUGUUUUCUUGUCACAUGUCUCGUUGUUUUGUCUUUAUGGUUUGUUUUUUGUACAUAUAUUUACAAGCAGAAUGAAAUUCUUAUGUCUGAAGGUGAUAGGGCUGUGUUUUUUUUUUUUAGUGACCUUCUUUAAAUAUCAGCCUUGAAAUACAAAAAAAGUAUCACACAUUAAAAGGAAAAGAAAGUUAAAAAAAACGUAGCCACGAAUGCCCCUUCCUCAGCGCUUACUGGCAGAAGUGUCUCUGUGUUCUACAAGCUGGCCUGAAAGGGAAAGCCUCACCUUAUACAAUUUGGUCCCAGUUUUGAAGCCCAACAUGGGUGAAAGCCUUGCAAAAAAAUUAUAAAACUACAACAACCACGGUACACUACAACAACAACCACGGUACACUAUAGUGCAGAUUUUCUCAUUGUAGAUUUCAUCAGGUGAUACCCUCCUUCCUUCUGUGUUGUAAUUUAAGGACCACAAGUAGGUACACUACAGUCACUUUAGUCUCCUUGGUACAGUACAUGCCAAAAUAUCAUGCCCUCUUGUACACUAUAAAAAGCUGGAAUUUUAUCUAGUUUGCUGGUUGUACUUCAGGUACUCAGAUCGAAUGGGCAUAUAUACAGUAUACAUAUGUACGUAUAUCUAUUUUCAAAGAACGACCCUUUUUGCAUGCAUGUUUGAGUCAUCCUGAAAAAAGCUCAUCGCACUCACAUCUUAAUACCUCGGUCGCAGAGAAAGUUCCCCUGGGCCGUUGGUGAUUGAGUACGGUCAAGUGUCCUUAUUGACAUUCCUGAUUGUAUAUAACAUAAAAUAAGAAUUUAAAAAAGAUUGUUUACUAUACAAGAGGCGAAGAGUUUCAUAGGAAUCUGGAUUCCGACGCGUCCUCCUGUUACGUUUGUUAUUGUAUCAUAUUGUAAAAUGUACCACAUGCUCUAACUUGCAUUAUUUUGUUUUUGGUUUUCUACCUAACUUUUUUAGAGAAUACAUAAAAAAUAUAGUAAUUGUAUGAAAGUAGUUAAAUAGAUUAUGUUUAUUAAGCCAAUAAAACAGUAGUGACAAAUUGAGACCCUUUUGCCAAAUCCUUCUUCGCGACUCGGAAAGGUCUCGGAAAAGCCGGAAUUCCUCUAGGGGCCAUCGACAGCAUUAUUAAACAUUCCAGAUUGUUCUCUGUGCGAGUCCACUUGUCCCUGUUGGGACGCGGGACUAUGCAGUGAAUGGGUGUUUUCAUCCUGGUGUUACACAUACACAAGUUAAAAAUGGACUUUUAUUGACAUUUUGAUAUUGGCUUUUUUUUCAGGUAUGGAUAUUAGUUUACCAAAUGUUUGUAUUUUUUAAAAAAGAUGAAAAGACAUUUUGUGUAUUUUGUGAUAUUUACAUCAUUACGUCAUACGCCAUCAGUGCCAACACCCUAUUUUUUGUAGCAUGGCAAAAUAAUAAUUAAAAAAGCAAAAAACCUA
Messenger RNA from Clupea harengus (Atlantic herring), 4197 nucleotides. It is a transcript of the gene frs2a, whose product is annotated as fibroblast growth factor receptor substrate 2a. Gene Ontology annotation, molecular function: fibroblast growth factor receptor binding; transmembrane receptor protein tyrosine kinase adaptor activity. Gene Ontology annotation, biological process: fibroblast growth factor receptor signaling pathway. Gene Ontology annotation, cellular component: cytoplasm; cell-cell junction. The record is from RefSeq and is a predicted model, not a curated record. Lineage: Eukaryota; Metazoa; Chordata; Actinopteri; Clupeiformes; Clupeidae.